Penicillium chermesinum is the source of this 546-nucleotide messenger RNA. Its product is annotated as TspO/MBR family protein. Gene Ontology annotation, cellular component: mitochondrial outer membrane. NCBI's taxonomy places the organism in Eukaryota, Fungi, Ascomycota, Eurotiomycetes, Eurotiales, Aspergillaceae. The record is from RefSeq and is a predicted model, not a curated record. Bases 1 to 546 code for a protein of 181 amino acids. The transcript is spliced from 2 exons.
AUGCCGUGGUCCUUUGUGCUCCCUCAGGGGGUGUUUACGUCGCCGCUGCUGGCUGUCGCCACGCCCGUGCUUGGCGGCAACAACGGUCGCGCUGCUCGACGUCAAACCAAGGACACCUACCGCGAUCUCCGACAGCCCCCUUUCAACCCGCCGGCAUGGCUCUUCGCGCCCGCGUGGACUGUGCUUUACGGCCUAAUGGGGUAUGCGUCCCACCACGCUACUAAGGUUGCAGCUCAAUCUCUGUCUGCAACAGUGGUCCAGGCCAACGAGAAGGCGCAAACCUUGUACACCACCCAGUUAGCGCUGAACUUCCUCUGGAUGCCUCUGUUCUUUGGGGUGGGGCGACCGGCCGCGGCCCUGGGCGAUAUGGCCCUGCUGGUCGGGAACGUGACGGUGCUAAUGGCCGAGUGGUGGUCGGCAGACCGAACAGCCUUCUGGCUGAUGUCGCCGUAUCUGGCCUGGCUCGGGUAUGCGGCCUAUCUCAAUAUUGGGGUUGGGCAUCUGAAUGGAUGGAGGCUUCCGGCGAAGCAGAAGCGGAGAGAUUAA